This is a messenger RNA of Lipotes vexillifer (Yangtze River dolphin), 735 nucleotides long. The record is from RefSeq and is a predicted model, not a curated record. NCBI's taxonomy places the organism in Eukaryota, Metazoa, Chordata, Mammalia, Artiodactyla, Lipotidae.
AUGUCCGCAUACCCCGCCGCCAUCGGAGGAGCUGAAGGGCCUGCGGAGCCCGCGCAGGGCAAAGCCAUUCAGGUCAUUGCCCUGAGGACCCAAGGUCACGUGAAAGCAAAGAAAGAGAAACUGAAACUUGUCGGAAGUAACCUUUGGCCUUUGGGCCACAGUCCUGCUGGCGACGAGGUGAUAAAGCUAAUGGCCAAGUCAAAGCUGGCUCAACAUCACGUCCACCUUCUGUUCCUGCCUGGAGGAAGAGGAGGAGAGGAGGAGAGGAGGGGGAAGGCCAGCAGCCCCCUUCUAAAUGAUGUCAUUCAGAGGUUGUCCAUGUCCUUCCAUUGGCCAGAACUUGGACACACUAAGCUGCAACAAAAUCCAAGGAUGGCUCUUAGCUCCAUGUUUCAGAUAAACACCUCUGGUGGCAGUGUGAUUCUCUCCAACAGGCUGGUCAGACUGACUGUCCACUGGAUUGGGCAGCCUGUUCCUUCACUGCCCAAAUCUCCCAGCAAGAGGCUCCAGCCAGCCAGUGUGGUGGCCCUGCCCAGGUCCCUUGCUCCGGCCUUUGAAAAUUUCUACCAGGUCAACAGUGGCCCCCUGCCGCUGCUGGGCCAAAGUGAGCCAGGCAAGUGGACGUUGCCUGCCCUGGAUGCGGUUCCAGGUACCAGAAAGUCCAGCCCUGGACAGAUGGCACUGCCUUCUGUCCACUUCAUUACCCAAGCUAGAAACCUGACUCCACAGGGUUAA